AUGGGUGGCACAGAUUGCUCUCCUGUUACGGGCUACAUCGACCCGAACUGGCCUCGACCAGGCAGCAGUGACUAUGUCUGUAUCAUUAUCGUCGGCUACAUCCCGUCCUUCGGCCUCGAAGUGACAGCGGUUGCACUAUUCACGCUCGCGCUCGGCCUCCACCUCUGGUUCCAACUCUGGUACCGUCCUUGGUUCUUCAGCACCGUACCAGUCGGCACGGUGAUGGAAAUCGUGGGCUAUGUGUUCCGCAUCUUGGCUUCGAAACUCAACCCCUACGCGGUGUCGUACUUCGUGGGUCAGUAUUUCUGCAUCGCGGUCGCGCCAGUCUCCUACUUGGCCGCCAUCUAUGCUUUCCUGUCGGUGAUGAUCACCCGAGCCGGACACAAAUACGCGCCCGCCCCGCCGCGAUUCAUCCUGUGGACGUUCAGCGUCUGCGACAUCAUCGCCACUGUCGUUCAAGUUCUGGUGCUGGCCUCAUCGGCUCCGCGUACUCCAAUGGAAAAGACCCCAACGGCCCAAAUCACAUCUUACUGGGGGACAUUUAUAUACAAGGCUCAAAAUGCCCUCGGCCCAAGGCUGCGCGUCUUUGCGAUUGCGACUUUCAUUGCGACAGUCGCCAUGUAUGUCCGCACAAUCAUUCGUCUGGUGGAGACGGCGGAGGGACUCCUGAAGUUUCUCUCCACGCACGAAGCCAUCUUCGCCUGCUUGGAAUUUCUUCCCAUUCUGGCUGCGGUGUUCAUGUUCAUCGUCUUUCAUCCUGGAAAAUGCCUCGCCCCGGCUCGAACCGCAGGCAAGGAGAGGGACCCUUUCCUUCCAUUAUCCAAUACUUGA
Messenger RNA from Exophiala aquamarina CBS 119918, 831 nucleotides. RefSeq lists its product as uncharacterized. The transcript is spliced from 3 exons. Gene Ontology annotation, cellular component: membrane. NCBI's taxonomy places the organism in Eukaryota, Fungi, Ascomycota, Eurotiomycetes, Chaetothyriales, Herpotrichiellaceae. Bases 1 to 831 code for a protein of 276 amino acids. The record is from RefSeq and is a predicted model, not a curated record.